AUGCCUUUCCUACCCAAGACCGACAUCGAUCAAAACAUCCUGCUUGGCAAGACUGCCGACAGAGGCUACUAUCGCUUCCUCGAUGUUCUAGGCUCUGGAGGAUUCGGGGUGGUUUACCGUACUCGUGCGGCGGACUCGAAGGACGAUCUAGCCGUCAAGGUCGUCGCCCAACGCUCGCGCGGCGGCAAACGGGCCGCCCAGCUCCGCGAGCUCGAAUACCACUCCAAAGUCGGCGAUCACCCCAACAUUGUCACUUUACACCGCUGGUUCGCCGAGUCCGGGUUCUUCUUCUUUGUGUUCGACGCCUGUCUCGGGGGCGAUCUCUUCACCGCAAUCACCGAACGGCACCUUUACUUCUACAAUGAUGAGCGCGCAAGAAAUGCCUUCUCUCAAAUCUUAGACGCUGUCAGCUAUUGUCAUAGUGUGGGCAUAGCGCACCGCGACUUGAAGCCGGAGAACUUUCUUCUAUCAGCCGACGGACAUACACUUCUCCUUGCAGACUUCGGACUGGCUACAGCGAGCCCCUUGAGUGAGACGUUCGGCGUCGGCAGUACGUUCUAUAUGGCUCCAGAGGUGUUACGUGUCGACAUCAAACUCAAGCAGUACUCUCCGAAGCACAGCGAUAUUUGGGCUCUGGGCGUCAUCCUCAUGAACAUGCUCACCGGCCGGUCGCCCUGGCGCGCUGCUGUCUCCUCUGAGGCAUGCUACACCGGAUUCUUACGCGAUCCUCUCUACUUGCGCGCGAUGUUGCCGCUCUCUCGUCCCACCGUUUUCCUGAUAGGGCGCAUUCUCAAACUCAACCCUCUGUCGCGCCUCGCCAUCAAGGACAUUAAGGACGAGUUCAUGAAUAUCGAGACGUACUUCAUGUGCGCAGAAGAGGUCCAGCGCGCUAGCGCUCACGUCCGGGAAAUCGUUGCACGCACGCUACCAAAGGCCAAGUUCAACGACCAUCCUAUCGCUAGUCCCAACCAUCAACCCACAGCCGAACCGCCCGUCAAUGCUAUACAGCCACCUGCGGUGCACACUUAUGCACAUCCGCGUCCCCCAACUCCAGGCGUUCUGUGCUCCCCUGUUUGCGUGACGAGCGACGCGUCUUUUGGACAUAUACGUGCUCCCCCGCGCUCGCCGACGCCCGUGGCUACGCGGCUACCAACACCGAAAUUCAUCAGGCCCCCGACACCGGGGCCCACCGGCUCUCCCAAUUUCUUGGGCAAUCACGACUCUAGCGACUACCACUGUGAAAGCCCGGAACCGGACUCGGACUCGCCGCUCGUCUACAUACCUCCAUCACGCCGCGCGGCGUCCACUCGCGUACCAAGGGAAGAUCUUGGCGUAUCACCCGCUUCCGGCUUUGCCUCUGGUUCUGGCUCCGGCUCGUCGUCGGAUAUGCAACCUCCAUCGCUGUUUGCGAACUCGGACUCGGAUUCGUCGAACGACGCCAUCCUUGUCACGCCUCAAGUCCGACCUGCCGAUAUGCGUGGAUCGUCCGUCCUCAUUGACGAUCUCAUGCUUCCUGAUGCAGCCUUUGUGCCGAUCUCACCGAAAGGCAGACCUACGGACUUUGCGACCCGCAUUGGUCCGAGCAGCAUACCCGAUCAGCCGAUGAAGAACGCUUCGCGGUCGUUCCAUCCCAGGGAGUUCAUGCGCAACGUCAUGCAUAAGCUUCGCGUUGACAAGGAAUAG
This is a messenger RNA of Peniophora sp. CBMAI 1063, 1683 nucleotides long. NCBI's taxonomy places the organism in Eukaryota, Fungi, Basidiomycota, Agaricomycetes, Russulales, Peniophoraceae. The record is from the annotation of a GenBank genome assembly.